Molecule: messenger RNA, 1325 nt
Organism: Schistosoma haematobium
Lineage: Eukaryota; Metazoa; Platyhelminthes; Trematoda; Strigeidida; Schistosomatidae
Gene: CDIP1
Product: cell death-inducing p53 target 1
Exons: 4
Coding region: 476-841 (121 amino acids)
Molecular function (GO): zinc ion binding
Source: RefSeq, a predicted model, not a curated record
UGUUACAAAAAACAUCACGGAAAUGACCUAGCAUAUAUCAGAGCAACGCACAUCAAAACUAGGAUAUUCUGUCUUGGAUAUUCUGUUGUGACUGAAUGACAGUUAGAAUACUUAUUUGACCUUAAAAUUAGCGUACCUCUACUUGACCAUCAAAUUUUAGGCCGUAUUUCUCCUAAUGAUCUCUCAGAAACAUCUUUUGAAAGAAGAACUUAUAUUUUUUUAGCGAUCUCUACACUGACCUGUUAAAACCAUAUUAAUACAUAUCUGUCUUUUCUGAGAUACUAGUGACCUUUGGCUACUAGACCGUAAAGACAUUGUUCGGAAGCUUAGUUUUUGACACAAUCACUUGAAAUGAUUGUUCACCAUAUUUUUUAAUCAUUCAGUAGAAGGUCACGUAGCUUUUGGAAAUUCAAAAAGCGUACCACCUAUCGCGAGAGUAUACUAGUUGAACUGCUUUCAAUAAUUGUCUUUCAAAAUGAAUGCUGACAAAGCGGACCCACCAUAUCCAAAGUCUCCGGAUCUCGACGGUCUUCCGCAACCAUAUCCCCCCCAAUAUCCUGAUACGGUAGUUGUGGAACAGCCUUGUCCGAUAAUCACCGAUUCACAUUUUGUUCCCGGACCAGAUCCAGUAAAUACCGUGUGUCCAUAUUGUCAUAAAGAUGUUACAACUCUUGUGACCUACAAAACAGGAAUAUUAACAUGGGCGGGAUGUUUUGGGAUUUUUAUAAUUGGUGGGAUAUUUGGUUGUUGUCUUAUACCAUUCUGCUGCGAUUCCUGUAAAGACGCUGAUCAUCGUUGUCCAGUAUGCAAUCGUGAUUUAGGUUUAUACCGUCGCUGCUAGAAUCGACAAUAAAGUAAAAUCAAGCUUAUCAGUCAAUCUUCAUUGACAUUACUUUUUUUAUGCAGAUGAUAUUAUCAUUCAGAAAAUGUCAUUCAAUACAUUAUCUCUGGUGGUAAAGACUUCAUUUCAUUUCGUAACGAAGGAAUUAAAGGGGGAUUGAAUGUUGGAUUUAAUCAUGGUCAUUAAAAUCACAAUAAAAUUUUCAUUUUCUUGGUAUUUUCGUGAAACAUAAAACGGUGACUAAUAAUAUAAAUUGAAUGAUACUUGCGGUUUCUUUCAAUUGCCUUUUAAAAUAUAUCCUUGAGAGAUGGCUGUUAAUAUCUCAAUAUAAACAUAACGAUAAAAGAAAUAAAGCUUGCUAUAUCAGUUCACCGGUCAUAAUCAAUGUAGGACCUGAUACAAAUGUCAAUUGCUCUAAGAUGUUAUAUUACAUCAGUGCCUUAAAAUGAAGUAAACACCAAUUGUAUAAGAGAGUGAACGAAAU